AUGUAUCCGUUUUCCUCCCUACCCAAGUAUUCCCUCCUGGCCUCGCCCGACGAGGCAAUAACAAGCGACCAGCACUCUGCAGCUCGUGCUUCACGGACAAGCAAAAUCGUCACGGUCAUUACACUUAUUUUGCUUUCGCUUGCAGCCACAUUUCUUUUCCUUCUUGCUCUGUGCAUCAUCCUCAUCACUAUCCUCCCACGACUUCUCGCAAGGUCGUCAUUGGAAGCCUUCUGCCCUGUCGGAUCCGGGAGCUCCAAGCUGGUGCAAGGUCUUGCCAGCUACAAGGCUGGCACGGCCCAACCGUGCGGCAGCUCGCCCGCCGAAGCCAAAGCGGCCGGGUGUGUCUUCGACCUGAUGACCGUGUCCUGGCUGCCGCUGGACUGCUACGACAGCGAACUAACGGCACGGUUCAUGGAGGAAUGGCCGUGGAAAUUCUAUCUGUCCAACUCGACACUGCCUGAGGCGCCACCCGAGUCGCGCGAGCAGAUUCCAUCGCUGGAGGCCAUCAGCACCACCACAGAGCUCAUGUGGACAGACCGUCGCUUUCACAUCUAUCACUGUAUCUACGGCUGGAAGAUGAUGCACCGUGCCGUCGAACGCGGCUGGAAGAUGGAAAGCUCCUUGACGUCUUACCACCACACCGAGCAUUGCUCUGACACUCUUGCCAACACGACGGUGCCCAUGGAUACCAUCGUUACAAGGGUCGAGAUCUCAUACCCGGCAUGUUGA
Messenger RNA from Lasiodiplodia theobromae, 729 nucleotides. RefSeq lists its product as uncharacterized. The coding region runs from base 1 to 729 and encodes 242 amino acids. The transcript has a single exon. The record is from RefSeq and is a predicted model, not a curated record. Lineage: Eukaryota; Fungi; Ascomycota; Dothideomycetes; Botryosphaeriales; Botryosphaeriaceae.